Heterocephalus glaber (naked mole-rat) is the source of this 3697-nucleotide messenger RNA. RefSeq names its product SMC5/6 complex localization factor 1 (gene Slf1). Lineage: Eukaryota; Metazoa; Chordata; Mammalia; Rodentia; Bathyergidae. Gene Ontology annotation, biological process: protein localization to site of double-strand break; DNA damage response; positive regulation of double-strand break repair. The record is from RefSeq and is a predicted model, not a curated record. Gene Ontology annotation, molecular function: protein binding. Gene Ontology annotation, cellular component: site of double-strand break; nucleus.
AUGGCACAACUGCUUCCGGUUCGGCCGAGCGCGCGGCGGGAAAUUAUUUCCCAGAGCCCGGAUUAGUGGAGCCCUGAAGUGGCGAGCUGUGCUGCGGCAGUCCUCGCUCGCGUUAGCGCCGCUACCCGAGGGAAGCAGCUGUAACACUUCGGCCUGGAAGAUGGAAGAUAAUGCCCCAAAGCAUGUCAUCCAGAUGACAGGAUUUAAGAUGGAAGAAAAGGAAGCUCUAGGCAAAUUGCUUCUAAAGCUAGAUUGCACUUUUAUUAAGAGUGAGAAAUACAAAAAUUGUACACAUCUUAUAGCAGAACGCCUAUGUAAAAGUGAAAAAUUUUUAGCAGCUUGUGCAGCAGGAAAAUGGGUACUAACUAAGGACUACAUAAUUCACAGUGCCAACAGUGGCAGAUGGCUUGAUGAAACAACUUAUGAAUGGGGAUAUAAAAUUGAAAAAGACUCCCAUUUUUCACCUCAAAUGCAAUCUGCACCUAAAAGAUGGCGCGAGGAGCUGAAACGCACUGGUGCUCCAGGUGCCUUCCACAGGUGGAAAGUUGUCCUCCUUGUUAGAGCUGAUAAACGAAGUGAUUCUCUUUUAAGAGUUUUGGAGGCUGGAAAGGCAAAUGUUAUUUUACCAAAAAGUUCACCAACUGGAAUAACUCAUGUAAUUGCUAGUAAUGCAAGAAUCAAUGCUGAAAAAGAAAAAGAUAAUUUUAAGGCUCCGUUUUACCCAAUUCAGUAUCUAGGGGAUUUUCUUUUAGAGAAAGAAAUGCAAAAUCAUGAUGAAGAUGUUAUUGUUAGUUCUGCUGUGAAUGAACGUCACAAAAGAGCAAAAUUCAGGGAAACAAGAGAUUUGAAAUUUCUUAAAAUGAGAAAUACCUUAGGAAGUCAUACAUAUGGAAAUCAGAAAGAAACAACAAAAAAAAAUGAAGAUAUUCAAAGGAGUUAUACUUUGAGGAAAAAACUCAAAAAAGAAAUUGAUUGCAAGAAAGACUUCGAACAUGACAGAAUUAAAAGAACCUUAAGAAAACAUGUAUAUUACACAGAUCAGAAAGAAAUGAACAAUUCUGUUUUCACUGAUUAUGCCAAAGAAUCAAAACCCAAGGAUAUCAGGAAAGAUAUGGAUAUCAGUGAAAUAAAAAAUGUCUUAAGGAAGCACAUAUAUAGAGCGCAGGCUGUCAGAUACAACUGCAUUAGAAUAGAGAAACAACCAGUAUACAAUGCAGAGGUUAAAAAUGCAGAAUUUCCCAGAGGCAUAUUAAAUUUAAUUGAAAGCCUCAUAGAAGGACAGUUUUUUAAAGAAGCAAUGGAAGAGCUUUCCUCCCUGCAAGCACACUAUAUCCCUCCUGUAUGCCUGCUUCAUGCUCUUCUAGACAACGUUCUACAGGAUAACAUAGAUACAUUUUCUGGUCGAUACUUUGAUAUAUUGUCAGCUCUUCUUCGUCUACAUCCUCCUUGGAAGUCCCCAGCCAUGUCAAGAUAUUACUUAGAGUUGUUUCAGUGUCCAAAUUGUACAAAAGGAGCUUGGUCUCUAGUAGAAGCACUUAUCAGAUCGUGUCUUUUUAAUGAAAAUUUUUGUCAUGAAAUUUCACAAAACAUUACUGACUCUAAGGUGCUGCACCUUACACUGCUCAAAUUUUUCUUCAAUUUGGUUGAAAGUGAAGUACAGCAUCUUAGUCAAAAGUUGUAUGACUGUUCAGAGUCUCAUGGUGUGAAAAUAACGGGAAAGGCAGUUCUUCAUGAAAUCUUUUGGUCAGGAAAUGAAACUUCUGGGCUUUUGACCAAGCCAGUAAAUAUGCUUUUGGAAUGGACUAUAUAUUCUUACAAGGAAAAAUGCAAAUCUGAUGAUGUCUUCAAACAUGAACUAACUUACUUAUUGACUGGAAUUCUUGGAGCAACAGUAGAUUAUUGGAUCUUCCUUGGUCUUAAGAUGGGUAGAAAUGUGAUGCGACACUUGUCUGAUGACUUCGGAAGUUAUAUUUCCCUUGCAUGUGAUGACUUUUCUUCACGAGAAUUAGAGAUUUUCAUUUGCUCCUUUUCCUCCUCCUGGCUUCAGAUGUUUGUUGCAGAAGCAGUCUUUAAAAAGUUGUGUUUACAGAGCUCCAUUGGUAUUUCUUCUGAGCCACUCUCUCUUCAGAAAAUGGUAUAUUCCUAUUUGCCAGCUUUGGGGAAAACUGGUGUGCACAGGGCUGGGAAGGUGCAUUUACCAAAGAAAACAGGACAACGAAGUUGCCUUGAGUCUCAGAGAGCCUUACUAAUGCUGAAUGGAGCAAAGCGGAAGCCAGUGGAAGGGCCGCCCAGGUUUCCAGAGCUGAACCUUGCUAAAUGUUCCCCAUCAUUAAAAAAAUUUAAAAAGAAGUCAGAAGGAGAGUCACCAUGCUCCAAGGAGAAUUGCCCCAAUCUUAAAAAGAUGAAUAUUCACAAGACUAAUCUAAAAGGAGAAACAGCCCUGCAUAGGGCUUGCAUAAGCAACAAAGUGGACAAAUUGAUUUUACUUCUGUCUUUGCCAGGAAUAGACAUCAAUGUUAAAGACAAUGCUGGCUGGACGCCUUUGCACGAAGCCUGUAACUAUGGUAACACAGUGUGUGUCCAGGAAAUUUUGCAACGUUGUCCAGAGGUAGAUCUGCUCACUCAAGUGGACGGGGUGACUCCUUUGCAUGACGCACUGUCCAACGGACAUGUAGAAAUUGGCAAGCUGCUGCUGCAGCACGGGGGCCCAUUGCUUUUACAGCAGAGAAACUCUAAGGGGGAAUUGCCCUUGGAUUAUGUGUUGUCACCUCAAAUCAAGGAGGAGCUGUUUGCUAUUACAAAAAUAGAAGAUACAGUGGAGAACUUUCAUGUACAAGCAGAGAAACAUUUUUACCACCAGCAACUCGAAUUUGGUUCAUUUUUACUUAGUAGGAUGUUGCUAAAUUUUUGUUCAAUUUUUGAUUUGUCUUCAGAGUUCAUCUUAGCUUUCAAAGGGUUAACUCAUCUAAAUGAGCUGCUUAUGGCUUAUAAAAGUUACAAAGAAACCACCAGUACUCACACUGACUGGCUACUGGAUCUUUACGAUAGGAAUAUAAGGACACUAAAGAAGCUCCCAAAUAUCCUGAAGGAACUGCCUGAGCAUUUGAAGUUGUGUCCUGGAGUCCAUACCGAGGCCUUACUGGUGACUUUGGAAAUGAUGUGUCGGUCAGUCACAGACCUUUCGUGAUGGAGCCAGAAAGUAUGAGUCAACUUUGUAGACAUGUUCUGCCUGCUUUGUCAUUUAGAGAGGCUUCAGAGCUUACUGACAAAUACUAAUCCAAUUUAUUUAUUAAGUGACUGUUUAGAUUUGCUAGAUUUUAAAAACCCUUGAAAAAUUUCUGCAGAACUAAAAUGUAAGCUUCUAUUUCCAAGAUGUGGAAUUUGACUAAGAAGUUUUAAAAAAAUAGUUUUAUCUGAUAUGAAGUGUUUUAUUAAUCUUUUUGUUCUUAAAAUGACAUUAUUUAUACUGUACAUGUAAAAAGUUAAUUUAAAUGUUUUUUUAAAAAUCAAAAUGUCCUCUAUUUUAGGUGUUCUGGGUCUUAGCAUUAUGGCAAAGGUACAAAUGUGUAUCUAUACUAAUGUGUAUCUAUAAGUGUGUAACUAUAAACACCCUGUUUCUUCUCUAUAGGCUGAUGGGCUAAAAUAUGCUUUUAGUUUUGUGUGUUUCUAAAAUAAACAUUUCUAAAAUUUAAAAUAA